ACCAGCAGCAGUCACUACCGUCCGGCACCUCAUAAUUAACGAACGAGAAUCGAAUCGAAUCGAAUCCAAUCCAAGCCCUACAAUUUACUAUAAAACACAAUCAUCACAAACUUUCCACGCCAUUUUUCCAUUACUAAUUUUCUUAUAUUAUUCUCUCACACUUUUAGUGCCGUGCUCUAAUAAUUGAAGCUGAAAAAAUGGAAAACAACAGUGACGAUCAAAAGGCGACGAUCUUGAUCACCAACGACGACGGCAUUGACGCUCCCGGUCUCUGCUCGCUUGUUCGCGUCCUCGUCUCCGCUAAUCGUUUCAAUGUCCUUGUUUGCGCUCCUGAUUCGGAAAAAUCAGCGGUUAGUCAUUCAAUUACUUACCGGCAUCCGAUUUCUGCUCGUCGUGCAGAUAUUGAAGGAACCUUAGCUUAUGCAGUUUGUGGAACACCGGCUGAUUGUGCUUCUGUGGGAGUCUCGAAAGCCCUCUUUCCUUCAAUUCCUGAUCUGGUUUUAAGUGGUAUAAACAUGGGAAGCAACUGUGGCUAUCACAUUCAAUACUCUGGCACAGUUGCCGGUGCUCGGGAGGCCUUCUUUUUUGGUGUACCCUCAGUCUCUAUUUCCUAUGAUUGGGUCGGAGGUAAAAGCACUGUUCAGGAUUACACACUUGCUGCUGAGGCUUGUAUGCCAAUCAUAAGUGCCUUAAUUGUUGAGAUCAAGAAUAAAACGUAUCAUUCAGGGUGUUUCCUGAAUAUAGAUUUGCCAACAAAUGUUGCAAAUCAUAAGGGCUAUAAGCUAACUCAGCAGGGUAAAAGCAUAUUUAAGAUGGGGUGGAGACAAGUUCACUCUGGCAUGGAAGCAAGGAAAAUGUUAUCAACAAUGACAAUGGACACAAAUUCGAUAGUGGAGACAGAGGUUGAUGGGUCAAAUGCAUCCGAAGAACAAAUGUGGUUCAGGAGAGAAGUGAGGGGAGCACAAGUUGAAGAAGAAGAUUCUGAUCACAAAUUUCUUCAGGAAGGAUAUAUUACUGUUACUCCCCUGGGCGCCCUUUCCCGUGCAGAAAUUAGCAGCACAGAGUACUUUAAAAAUUGGCUUCCAGGUGUGAUCGACCACACAUCUCCAUCAGCCUUGUAAUAGUGCAGACUCUUCAGAACCCAGACUUUGAGGCUGAUUGAAAGGCCUUUCAAAUUUGAAGCAGCGAAUGAAGAAAUCCUCUGGAUUUUUCUAUGCUUACUUUCAUUUUUCACCUGCCUCCUCCUUGCCAGGUUUUAUGCAUUGCACUCAAUAAUCAUAAUCUUCUUAGAAUGUCAUAUAUUGUGAUCAUAUCAUUGAUUUUGUUAAAAUGCACAAUAUGAAAUUUAAUAAUAAUUCUGUGCAUUUGCUUUCAAGUUA
Molecule: messenger RNA, 1379 nt
Organism: Mercurialis annua (annual mercury)
Lineage: Eukaryota; Viridiplantae; Streptophyta; Magnoliopsida; Malpighiales; Euphorbiaceae
Exons: 10
Coding region: 198-1121 (307 amino acids)
Cellular component (GO): cytosol
Molecular function (GO): nucleotidase activity
Source: RefSeq, a predicted model, not a curated record